AUGCAUAUCGUCCAAAAAUUUGCGGUAGCAACAAUUGUCGCCCUUAUUGGUUAUUCCCUGGCCGUUCCUAUCGUUGUCCAUCCUGGUGGUGUGAAUGAUCUUGCCAUUACAUCGCAAGAUACUCUCAACGCGACAAACCCCUCUCGCCAUGGUCACAAGAAUUCUCCUGCGUCACCCGGUGCCGCCGAGGCGCUGUCAGUCUCUGUGUACAACAAUUUUCAGAGUGACAGUGUCAAUAUCUAUGUCACUGGACUUGAUUCUACUGGAUCUAUUGUCUGUCUUACACCUAGCGGAAGUUGGUAUACUCCAAUCGGCAAUGGCAGUCUUACAGUUCCCCAAAUAAUUACCGAAGAGAUUGCUAUUCCUAUUGGUGAUUAUGGAACAACUACUUCCUUUUUCCUUCCAAGCUAUGUGUCAGCGGGUCGCAUUUGGGUUGCAGAUGGCGACUUGACGUUCUAUAUUUCACUAAAUAGCACGGGUUUUCUAUCUCUGGUUGAACCGUCGGCAGUCAACCCGGAUGAUCCAAGUGCAAGCGUCAACUGGGGCAUCGUCGAGCUCACAACAAACUCUGGCGGUAUUACGGUCAAUCUAAGCUAUGUUGACUUUGUUGGUCUUCCACUCGGUAUAGAGGUACAGGGCAGCAAUGGCACCCAAACGGCCCUUGGUGUGCCAGCGGAUGCUGUGUCAUCCAUCUGUAGCGCCUUGAGUGCGCAGGCAUCCUCAGAUGGUCAGCCCUGGGACGAACUAUGUAUGACCGAUAGUAGCGGCAAUUUGCUUCGCGUUAUGGCUCCUUACGACUAUAUAAGCCAAAAUUCGGAUGCUUUUGCCUCCUACUGGACACGCUACGUUUCUCAAGUUUGGGCUAAAUACGAGACCACACCCCUAACAAUUGACACCCAAGCCGCACCUGGCCUAGUAAACUGUACGGCGUCGAACAGUACUUUGGCCUGCGUAGGCGACAAUCGAGCAUAUGCACAGCCAACCGCCGGCGAUAUAUUUGGGUGUAAUACCGGUCCAUUUGCCAUUGAGCCAACUGACAAUGCCGUCCAUCGAGCUGUUGUUCCGCGUCUCUGCGCUGCGUUUGAUCGGUCGACAUUUUUCCUCAAGGGAGGUAAUAUACAACCGAGUCUCGACUCGAGCUAUUACUACACGACAUCUCCGACCAACUACUACAGCAAGAUUGUGCACCAGCAUGAGGUCGAUGGGAAGGGUUAUGCCUUUGCUUAUGAUGAUAUCACUCCUGAUGAUGCGCCAAACGCCUCGGGUCUUCUUUCUGAUUCGAACCCCAGUCUUCUUAGUAUUACUAUUGGAGGUCCAAAGUCUUGA
Penicillium lagena is the source of this 1326-nucleotide messenger RNA. Its product is annotated as glycoside hydrolase family 64 protein. Lineage: Eukaryota; Fungi; Ascomycota; Eurotiomycetes; Eurotiales; Aspergillaceae. The transcript has a single exon. Bases 1 to 1326 code for a protein of 441 amino acids. The record is from RefSeq and is a predicted model, not a curated record.